AUGGGCGUGGCCGGCCGGGCGCUCCCGCCCCCCGCGGACGGAACCCGGGACCCGGGACCCGGGCUUCUGCCGGCUCCGCCCCUCACCUGGGCGCCGAGCGGGUCGCCGUCCCCACCUGCCCGCCGCGAGCCCAGCGGGACGGUGCGCGCGUGGCCCCCGGAGCCGGAGCGCGGACCCCAGGGCCGCCGGGGCCGCCGGGCGGGGCCGGGAGGCCGCCGCCGCGGCGCUGGCCGCCGCCGCACGGACGCGCCGCCGGGCCUCGCGGGGCCGCGGGCGGAGGGGCCGCGCCGCCGGGACGGCCGGGCUCGCGGGGGCCCGGCGGACGCGGGCGGGCGGGCGGGCGGGCGGGCGAGGCUGGGUCCGGGCGGCGGGGCUCUUCUCCCCGCAGCGCGGCGGACGCGGAUCGCACGCUGGGUCCAGUGGUUCUUAACAGUUCAACAGUUCUGUAGCGCAAUUGUGAAAUGUUUAGGACCACUAGACCCGGCGGGCCUGGCGGCGGCCGCGGCCACGGAGCGCCCCACGCGCGGCCCGGGGGCGGGGGCGCGCGGGGACCGCCCGCGGGGAGCCCGGGGAGCCCGCGGACCCCGCGCCGCGCAGCCCGGGCCAGCCGGGGCCCCGCGCGCCGCGCCCGGCAGAUUCCGAGGCCGGGCCCGGGGCCGAGCGCAGCGGCAGGCGGCCGGGCGUGGCGGCGCCGGGCGCUGGGAAGCGCUGGGAAGGGCUGGGAAGGGCCCGGUUCGGGCGCGCCGGGCCCACGCUCCUGGCGCCCUGCCUGCGCGCAGACGCCACCGCCGCCCUCCUGUGCCCUGGGGGCCCCCCAGCCUCUCGAAACUCCGCCGGCUUCCCGGCCGCGCCCUGGCCGUGGCCGCGCUCCCGGGUGCUGGCGAUGCGGCGGCCGCGCCCUCGGAGCUGGAGUGGGUCAUGGGCUCGCUGGAGGGAGAGCCAGAGCCUUCGCUUCGCAGAGGGCCCGUGGGUGGGUGGGGAGGGAUGGGGCGAGCGCAGGGGCCCAGGGAGAGCGUGUGGAAUGAGUGAAGCGCCCCGAGGGGCAGAAACGGUGGGGAGGAAGUUGGGAGACCACGCCUCAGGUAGGGGAACAGGCCCGCCAGGUAGGUGGACCGGACCUCUUUGGCCAGAGCGUGCCCCUCGCGGCUCGGACUUCCCUCUGCAGGGGGUCCUGGGAGCACCCGCCCGAGAGGUCUCGUGGGAGCCGCGGGAGCCCGCGCGUAAUCUCUGGGUGGGGCCAGUCCGCGAGGCGCUCAGCAAAGUGUCACUCCAUUCCCACCUCCGGCCGGGGCGAGGUCGCUCCUCCCCGAGGAUGAGACUGACCGGCCCGGGGAGGCUGCGCGGCCCGCGGGUCUGGCCCCACCCUCUAGGGAGGAAAGGCCCUUGCCUCCUUGGCUCCGGGUGUAGGGGGGCCACAGGGCAGCCUGGCUGGUGGGUCAGACAGGCCUGGGUUUGAGGCCCCCCAGCGACGCUGGGACCAGCUGGAUGGCUUUGGGCCAGUCACCAGGUCAUAGUGGUGGUGGUGGUUGGGGGGGCGGAUACCAAACCCCUUACAGGGUGGAUGUUGGGACAGGAGAGGUGGUGUGCAGGGAGAGAGCUGUCUGCAGAAGAAUGUGGCCCCAGCCCCUGGCCGCCUUGGGGCAGAGGGUUGCGUUCCCGGGAGGAGGGUCCACCUUCCAGCCAGCACCUUCCCCUUUUGCCCAGCAAACG
Messenger RNA from Hippopotamus amphibius kiboko, 1710 nucleotides. Its product is annotated as collagen alpha-2(I) chain-like. The record is from RefSeq and is a predicted model, not a curated record. The coding region runs from base 1 to 1029 and encodes 342 amino acids. The transcript is spliced from 2 exons. NCBI's taxonomy places the organism in Eukaryota, Metazoa, Chordata, Mammalia, Artiodactyla, Hippopotamidae.